AUAACUUUGUUUGUUCACCACACCCAUCUGCUUAAAAACUUGAAGAAUUCCAAAAGAUAUUGUUGGGAAAUUAUCUUCGUCUCAUACACCAAGUUGGGAAACUCCAACCAGAAAAGAAAUUCAGUUGAAGUGCACGGUAUCAGUUUCAGUGGGUUAGCAGAAAUUUAAGGGAAGGGUCAGAUUUUGAUUGAUGAUGUUAACCAUUUGUAAGGGCUUUGCUCUUAUAUAUGCAACCAACAACCUCCAACUUCCAUUUCAAAAAGAUAUGUUGUUAUUUAUGGCAUCAGGAGAGCGUUUUGGAAUGGGCGGUUUCGGAAAACAAGAGUUAACACAAGAGGCAUCUCAACCCGAUGCCACAAAUCCAAUUCCUGAUCUCCCAAAAGGAACGAGCCUUCAUGAUUCAAUACCUGUAGAUCUGCAACAAUCAAGUGAUGAAAAUGAAGGACAAAAAAAGCCAACAAAGAAAAAACUAGGAUGGGGUCAGAGGAAGGUGUGGCAGAAAAUUCCAAAGGCGGACAGGGAAAGAAUUGAAAAACACUACUUAAGUACUCAACCUCGUGAUAACUUUUGGGCAGGACUCAAUGAUGAGAAAGUGACAAACCAUGAUCUCAAAGAUAUUGUAUGGGACCUGGAACUGUCACAAAACGUUAUUGAGGCCUAUAUCCAAAUAGAGGAGGAUAAAGUAGAGCCUAUGCAGACAGAGAGUCCACAGUACAUGUCCACAUGGACUUGGGCUUACAUGCAAAGCUUCCAAGAGCCAUCUUGGCACAGGUUCCUGUAUGAACACUUACUUGAAAAACUCGGGAAAUGCAGUGUUCUUUUCUUUUUGAUUAUUUCAAAAGAAGAGUUCCACUUCACACUUCUCACAUUUCACAAAAAUUAACGAAAGUGGAGACACUACAAUCCACUUAGAUCGUUGGGACGUAGAAAAGAAGAAAGGUUAAUAUUGUUGAAGGGUGGCUAGAAUAUAUAAGACCUCAAGCACGAGUGUUCAUAGAAACUAAAAAAAAACCAACACUUGUGAAGCAAAAGGAAGGGCCCCCGACACUUGUACAAAAAGAUUUGACUCCAACUGAAGAACUCACUCUCAAUUGGAUUAUGCAAAAUCCAUUGCAGUUUCCAUUUGAGGAUGACAUGGAAUGUGCUCAACAAAGUGUAUCUUCAUUGGAUUGCGGCAUGUUCGUCAUGUUCUAUAUGGAUAAAAUAGCACAAGGACAGCCCAUUCCAAAAAGUGUGGACAAGAAAUUCAUGAAUGAAUAUCGAGCACAAUAUGUUACAAAACUCCUACACCACAAAAACUGUGUAAUUAAUCGUCUCUAGUGAUUUGCCUUUCGUUAACUCAAGACAAUAUGUAUCUUAAUUCUUGUGGAUGUUUGUAAAUAUUUCUAGUCAUGGUAUAUGAGAACAUAUUUCCUAUACAUAUAAACUGUAAUAUAAUCUUGGAACAGGAUGCAACAAAACGAAAAGGAAACAAACAAACUGCACUGAAUUUUCUGGUCAAAAAUACUGCAACAAAUUAAAACUGCAGUGCAGUUU
Messenger RNA from Prunus persica (peach), 1536 nucleotides. RefSeq lists its product as uncharacterized. Bases 191 to 883 code for a protein of 230 amino acids. NCBI's taxonomy places the organism in Eukaryota, Viridiplantae, Streptophyta, Magnoliopsida, Rosales, Rosaceae. The transcript has 8 exons. The record is from RefSeq and is a predicted model, not a curated record.